GGGAGAACCAGAGUCAAGAUUACCUUAGCUGGGAACUUGGUGUACUACAUGCACCUGUGGGUCGGCGACUUGGUCGGCCAACACGCAAUCCUGGGAAUGAACUUCAUGGUGCCCGCUGGAGUGCGCAUCGACACUGCGGACGGCACGGCGUGCCUCCCCGACGAGGUGCAUAUCCAGAUGAUCGGACGAAGACCGCUAUACGGCGCACGGAUGCACUCGGUCAACGUCAAGACGCCUGUGAGGCUCGAACCAGGAGACACGCAUGAAGUCUUGCUGAGGCCGGAUCGAAACGCGCCGUUCCUGUGGGUGACACGGGCAGAGUCGUGGGUGACUACCUUUGUCAAGGGGAGAGUCGGAAAGAAAACGUACCUGCGUGUCACGAACAUCGGAGACGCAGCGAUAACCCUCGACGCGCAUGAAACGCUUGGGUGGUGGACGCCGUCUGACGGCCAGCCUCGGAACCGUGGAUUCGUCCGACUGGGCUCCACCCGGUACCAGCAGUGGCAGAAUCUGGCGUACGGCACGACGCGCGACGCGGAGGAGAACUGGAUCCCAGCCGAGCUCGACGGACCGAUGACGGAUCGCCCCUCAUACCCGACGCCUAAAGCCAUCUUGCGACCGGAGCCGAGACAACUCGGGACGCGACGCGCCGUGACCCCAGUGUUGGCGGCUGUCGCGGAAGCGCCGAAGGGAAGAGGGAUAGACUUGCCACCCGACGACCACAAGCCGGAUACGGGCGAGGAGGCGGUGGAAAGCGAACCCGAUAUGCCUCCGACUGUGGCUGGAAGCGCUGCGAUGGAAGAAUCGCCGGAGUCGGAACUCGCCGAGCCAAAACUCGACGGACCAAACCCCGCCGAGCCGCUGGAGGCGGUGCUCGAGGACGAGGCGCGGGACGACGAGGAAGCGGACGAGUCGUCGCCACUGGAGUCGCCCGAAUCGCUCGGACCAGGGCCUGGUCCAGCUCCGGCUGCCGCACGGCCCCUCGGCGAGGAGUGCGUCGGCUGUGCAGGAGAAGAGUGA
This is a messenger RNA of Phytophthora sojae, 1020 nucleotides long. RefSeq lists its product as hypothetical. Lineage: Eukaryota; Oomycota; Peronosporomycetes; Peronosporales; Peronosporaceae. The transcript has a single exon. The record is from RefSeq and is a predicted model, not a curated record. The annotation marks the transcript as partial.